GCGCGGCGAGCGGGCCGACCUGAGUGGCCGCACCGAUGGCGUGAUCGGCGUGCUGUUCGCCGGCAAGUGGUGCGGCCCCUGCGAGGAGUUUGUCCAGCUGCUGCGGCGCUGCUACGCCCAGGUGCGCGACAGCGGAGAGCAGUUCGAGGUGGUGUUCGUCUCUGCCGACAAGGACAGGGAGGACUUCGAGCACCUCUCGGCCGACAUGCCCUGGUGGAGAAUCGACUUCGACGACUUCCCUAGCCUGAACAAAAUGCGCUGCCUUUUCAAAAUUCAAGACAUCCCCUGCCUGUCGCUGGUCGAUAUGGCGUCUGGGCAGACUAUCAUCUCGAACGCCUGCGAUCUCGUUCGAGAGCACCCAGACGGUCGUGGGUUUCCAUGGCGACCGCGCAGUUACGAGCAGCUCAUGGUGGACGGCCUUCUGGAUAAGGACGGCCAACUGUGCGACUACAGCCGAAUCCAGGGCGCAUUCAAGGCACUCUACUUCGCCGCCAACUGGUGUCCUCCAUGCAAGGCCUUCACUCCAGAACUCCGAGAAAUGGCCGGGAGGAUUUGCAGCCGAGGACUGAAGUUCGAGGUCAUCCUCGUGUCUUCAGACAGGACGGCCGAGUCAUUCGAGCAGCACCGCGGCGCGGCGCCGUGGCUGGCGGUGCCGUACGCGCAGGCCGGCCGACGGCGCGAGCUGGCUGAGCGGUUUGGCGUGCAGGGCAUCCCCAGCCUGCUGGUGCUGGACCAGCACGACCGGCUGGUUUGUCGCAACGCCAGGGCGCACGUGGCCGAGGACCCCCUGGCGCAGGCUUUCCCCUGGCAACCCGCGCUGGUGCAGGAGCUGGCAGAGAGCCAUCGUCACCUGCUGGACGAGCCGCUGCUGGUGCUGUUCGUGGACGCCGAGCCGGAGGAGGUGCGGUUCGCUCGAGAGGUGCUGACACCUGCUGCCGAAGCAACUCAGAAGUACCGCACCGACCAGGCCGACCUCAUCCGCUUCUUCAUCGGCACAGAGUCGGAGGUGGCCGAGCAGGUGCGCGAGACGGCUGGCGUGGACGACGCGGUGCCUCAGCUGGUCAUCAUCGACCUGAGCCUGGGUCACCGGUUCGGCUUGGAGGAGGGCGUGGCCCUCACGCCCGACCGCGUGGCCGAGUUCGUCGAGCGCUGGCGGCGGCGGCAGCUGGAGCCCACGCUCUUCGACACACCGUGACGUGACGAGACGUGACGUGACAUGACGUGACGCGGCGGCGUUGCUCCGUCACGACAUUGGUGACGGGUCACGGCCACGACUGUCACGGCUCGGUGCAGCAGUUCGGACGCCCGGGCAACAUGGCGCCACUGGACCUCCGAAGCUGGCGCCAGAGCGACGCAAUUGGCCGAGAGCGGUACUGCGUCGGACGGAGCCGUGAUUCUGUGUGACGGAGCGGACGUGUCGCCGCGGGGCGUGCGGGGCGGCGCGGACGUGCCGCACCGUCUGGUGACGGACCGGUGCCGCGCGCUGCACGCGGGGCAGCCUGCGUGGGGCACGGGUGCGAGAGCCAGCCGAGAGACGUUCACACGAGGCGUGCACGUGUUUGUCGCCGUGUAUUGCCGUGAGGACACUGCACUGUGGGAGGUACGUUGCUGAGACACAGUGCUAUUUCGACAGCUUCUAGUGUGAUGUGCGGCGUUCUUCAGCGAUGUCUACGACCAAAAACCGCGCGCGAGGCCACUACGCGUUAGUGACACUCCAACGUACCACCCUGAGGUAACCCGCUUCCCGCAGGCCAUUGUUAUAUGACUGAAUGCCCAAGUAGUGAAUCCGAUGAAUCCUGCCAUCAGCCAUGGUCUGCAUGACAGCGAUCACCUCUCCCAUUGCGUACUAGUCAUAUGCCUACGUAACUGUGAACGCACCGGGUAGUUUCAAGAAAUCAUUUGUCCUUGCGGCAAACAGAUUUGUAGGCUCUUUGAAGAAGUCGAUGUGGCGUGCUGGCGUUAGCCAACUAUAGCCUGGAAUGGAAAAUUAGGCAUUAGUAUCAUAUCGUUAUGAUCACUGUUCUAUCUUAAGAAGAGAUUGUGCCCGUGCAAGAUAUUCAAUGAUUUAGUGAAUUCGUUUUAAAAACCUGCUCAAUGACAAGCAAGGAAGCAAACAUAAGGCAGAAGGCUCCAGUCACUCCAGCAAAUGUGUCAAAAUUCAAGGUUUCGUGGCGGAAAGUGACACCUUUUACGGAUCAUUCGGGCCGUCAGUUUUGUACGCCUCGUAAUCAUCCGCAUCCGCUACCUCGCUCUCACAUUCAUGGAUUGACUGAUUUUUUGGAUGACUCUGGUCUGCAUCGGGACGUUGGCUUAGGUCUUUUGGUUUUCAUGCUUUUUUCUGAGACGAUUGCAAAACACUGCUAUUGUCUGCUCAGUAUCAGUUGACUGAAGUGGGGGACAACGUAAGACGUUGCUGCUAAAUCAGUGUGGACUUCAGCAUCGUUGCCUCUUAAUAUUUGCUUGCAAGUAGUCAGGACUUUACGAAGACAAGAUGACAAGGAAAACGUGUUCCCGUCGCUGUAAAUAUAACGGAAGGCACUGCUAGUUCUUUGCAUCGAAAUAUUCAGUCCGUGGGUGUGUUGUAGCUCACUAUUCCCUGUCGUUGAGAGGCAAAGUCGCCUCUACGAUGGGUGUUACUGGUCUUACGUGGGGACGCGGCGACACGGAGGUUCAAACACAUGGCCAAAGCUGUUCAGAUUUCAUCUGGCGAUGGUUGUGCUUCACCACGGCCCUGCCGCGGCACGGUAACGAUCCACUAAUUUACCAGGCUCGGUGUUUGCACCGAAGUGGGUCCGGAUUUACGAGGAGCGUUGAAUGCUUCGGUAAGGAGCUUAAGACUGCACCGGCCUGCCCCUUUUAGCUCAGAUUCUGAUUUUAUGCUGGCCGCGUUCGGGAUUCCCCGACACGUUUACUCACCGAAGCCCGCAAUAAAUUUA
This is a messenger RNA of Pollicipes pollicipes, 2936 nucleotides long. Its product is annotated as nucleoredoxin. Lineage: Eukaryota; Metazoa; Arthropoda; Thecostraca; Pollicipedomorpha; Pollicipedidae. Bases 206 to 1195 code for a protein of 329 amino acids. Gene Ontology annotation, molecular function: thioredoxin-disulfide reductase (NADPH) activity. The transcript is spliced from 8 exons. Gene Ontology annotation, biological process: negative regulation of Wnt signaling pathway; negative regulation of protein ubiquitination. Gene Ontology annotation, cellular component: nucleus. The record is from RefSeq and is a predicted model, not a curated record.